AAUUAGAAAUUUAGGAUUCGCCCCUGUAUGUAUACAUCGUGUACCGUCCGCCGUUGUUGGCUGCGAUUUAAUUAUGCGCAUGUCCUUGCCUCGGAUUUCAAGCUAGGGAAAGGAUACAGAACUACAGCGUAGCGGAGUGGAUCCGAAUCGACGACGCUCCGGAAUGGGGUGUCAUAUGAAUGUGAACAUGCUGUGAAAGAGAAGCGCGGUGAGUGACGACCGAGAGGGAACUCACCGCAGUGAGUGCGAAGUUGGGAUUGUUUGCAUUGAUCGAGAUGGAGAGAGUUCGCUCCCACUGGAAAGUGAGUGGGAUUGCGAGCGAAUGGCUUCGGAAGAGUGUGUGUGAGUGCGAGGCUGGUGAGCUUUUUCCACUGACAUAUUUUGCUGAGAGACUCGGAAAACGGGGUGAUGUUUUUGUUUUUUCCUUAUGCUCGCUCAUUCGGUGGGUGUUAUGUACGACGCAGAGUGAGAGAGAGUGUGUGCGUGUGCGGCUGUGUGAGUGCAUUGCGAAGGGAUUGUGUGGUGUUUGCGAAAGCUCAUGUAUCUCGAGAGCAAGCGAAUUCUUGGAAAGAGUGUGUGCGCGUGAGUGUGAGUGAGUGUGGGGUAAGGACUCACAUGGAUCCGAAGCCGUCGGUUGCGGUUGUCAUGCGGGGGAGUGUGUGAGCAUAAGAAUAAAUUGUAAGAAUCAAAAAUUCAACAACUCUUAUUAUUUUCCGAUGCGGUGGGAGAGUACAGUUGCCGUGAGAGAGCGUACACGGGUGGUGCAGGUGGGAGCUGAACUGCGUUGCUUCUCGCUUGCUCGGGUUUUCUGAGGGAAUCACUGCGGCUCGCUCGCUCACUCGUUCGAUGCGAUCCGAGCCUGUUUGGCACGGCAGGCGGCUUGUGUAUGAUUUCCGAAUGUGUUUUGCGAUAUAUGUUUGAGAGACUCCGGCCGUCGCGCUACAACUUUUCAGUCGGUCUCAGGCAGUCACGGCGUAAAGCUCAAAAUGUGCGGUUCGAUAGUUGAUAUUUGGUUUAUUUAGAGUUUUUUGGACAUCCAAUACACAUUGCACUACCAGCUGGGAAAGAGUUGCAAUUCGGACUGCUUCGGAAGCGAGUGGUUCUUAUGAACAGGUGAAGACAAGUGAUUUGAAUUCCGGGGCCAAAUCCGUUGAUCGGAUCGGGUCGAAUGCAGUUCAGCCGAAAAAAAUCGCGAUCAAAACAGAAAAUUCUCCGAAGUUCGCCUUCGUAGUUGAAUGCGCUACCGCAAACGAAAAAGAAGAAAAUUUUUAAAACCUUUGGGCUGACGAAAAGAAGAAUUUUAUUUCAACGACAAGUGUUUCGGAAUCUUGAAAAAUUGUGCAAUUUUAGUUACGUUCUAACCUCGAAUCUAAGAGGCAGUGAUUUAAGUUUACUAACGAAGCAAAGUGACAAAAUCCCAUCAAACCAACAUCUCAACCACCCCAAGAAACAACAUCCAGCGCACCUUGGGAAUUCCUGCAAUCGAACAAAAGAACCCAGAGGAAAGGUCGGGAUUUUACGGUUGGAAAUUCCUUUUUUUCCAUCUCAAGGACCCUGGUUCGUUCUCACAUGUGCGCCGAUGCAUGUUCUGAUUUAAUAGCUUCGCUCAUAAAAAGGGUCACAGCAAAGUUCAAAGGACUUCCAUCCCUACCUGGAGUCAUGCAAGUGAGCAGAACAGUCCUGAAAUAACAGGGCAAGGAACACCAUCUACCCUCAUCCCCGUACCAAGUUCUCCACCGAACGAAGCGGAACGAACGAAUGCGGAGCGACCUCAGGAGAAGGUCAAUAAAAUAUGUCACCGCUUCAGGUGGUGACGAUCGAAGAAGGUAGUCCGAACAGGGAGAAAGGAAUCGCAAGGACGACGCAGACGACGACGAUGAUCGAUCGAACCAGGCGAAGGUGCUGAACACCAUUUUGCCCAUGUUUGUUGUUGGAGUGCAAUCGUUCACUUUUCGGACCGCUCAAAAUCAAAUUUUGGAAAAUCGUAAAAUCAACAGAAGAAAAUUGAGGAAUAUUAGAGUUCUGGAACAAACAAAAAAUUGUGCUUACUGUUGUAGUGCGUUUACUUUCGUGUGAAGAAAAUAAUAUCAAAACAACUUUCGGGAUUCUUAGUAGUGCAAAUAAAGUAAAGCAAAAAAUACAGCCGAAAAACAGGCUGCAAUUUACGUGAUUUUAUGUUAGUGUCCAAAAGCCUAGUGAGCCAGCUGUAGAAAAAGUAACCGUUUUAAGGCCGAACAAAAUUGCAAUUAAACUCGAUUUGUGUUUUGUGUCAACAUUCUACGCUACGUUUAAGAAAUAUUUCGGAUUUUUGCUGUAGUGGAACGGUAUUGCCAAUAUAGCAAAGUAGCAGUGUUUUGUACUGGCGCAAAUUUAUCGAAAUUGAUGUGAGUUUUCGUGUUUGUGUGUGAAUGUUCGUGGGUUAGCGAAGAACGAGAAGAGCAACAAAAAAAAAUACGUAGAGGAUUUUAAAACAGUUUAUUUCCGGUUCUGGAAGCAUAUGAGUACAGACAGAACAACAUCAUCGUCUUCUGACAAGAGACCUACCCCCCAACUGUCGCGCAUGCAGCUGCUAGACUAGAGAUCAGAUGAAAGAAAAGUUUGAAAUCAUGACGGAUCAGGAGCAUUACAGCCUUCGGUGGAACAACCACCAGAACCACAUCCUGCGGGCGUUCGACACCCUACUGCAGACCAAAACCCUCGUCGAUGUCACGCUGGUCUGUGCCGAGACGAGCAUUCGGGCGCAUAAGGUCGUCCUGUCGGCGUGUUCGCCGUUCUUUCAACGGGUGUUCUCCGAAACCCCCUGUAAGCAUCCUGUGAUAGUGCUAAAAGACUUCCGCGGAUGGGUCGUGCAAGCGAUAGUAGAUUUUAUGUAUCGAGGCGAGAUCAGCGUUCCUCAGGAACGGCUCUCAGUACUGAUCCAAGCCGGAGAAUCCUUACAAGUCCGAGGACUAGUAGAUCACCCUGUAGCAGGAAACACACCAACCCCAGCGCAGUCUCCGGAAGACUUCAGCCUACUGGACUCCUCACUGAUAUCGCCAACUUCUCCAUCAUUACCGUCGCCAAACUUCGGCCACCACCACACUCGCCACCCGCAUCCAAACUCUACGGCAACGAGCAUGCUAAGUGCCAGUACUCCAAAACUCCUGCUGCCACCACAGGUGUUCGCCGACCCUGCUCUCAAUCUACCCAAUCCGGAUCUCUGCACGUCUCCAAUGCCUCGUCGAAAGCAAGCUCGCCCGAGACGCCGAUCAGGCGACUGUGCCCCACAGGACCUCAGCAGUAAACCCACCAGCCCCGUCCCUCCAAGCAUCGACGACAAGGAUGACGAAGACAACGAAAUCGAUCGGGAAGAUGACGAAGAACAGGAAGACGAGGAUGACGAUCUCAAGGAAGUCAUUCGGAGAAGCGAUAGCGAACACAAAAAAGACUCCAGCCCCCACAAAACGCCAAGCAAAGACGAAGACAACGAAAAAGAAAGCAAAAACAACUCGACCGCAUCGACGGCUACCCUUUCCGGAAUGGAUGGUCCCGAAAAUCUGUGCAUGAAGAAAUCCUCCUCCUCAAGUAGUAGCUCCAGCAGCGGAAACAACUCUACCAACUCGAACAAAGACACAAGCUCUCGGUUAUCGGACCCCUCAAGCCUAAAAGACAGCCCUCCAGAAUCAACGAUCGGUCGACUCUCGCUAAAAGACAUCCGGCACCUGAAUCGCUCGGCACUGGUGCGCUCGAUGAGCUCGCUCUCGCCUCCGCCUUCGUUUCAUCUGAACAACAACCCUCCAUCCAGUCUAUCCCACCACGAUAAACGAGUCAAACUGGAGGAUCGCGACGACGAUCGACUCGGUGACGACGACGGGCCCCAUUUUUUAGACCACAUGGACCUGGCUCUGGCCGCCCAUCAGCACCCUUUGGCGCAUCUCUCGCAUCAUAGAUCGUCGCCGCAGCUUCGACCUCCGGGUCUAACACCAGACGGCGAGAACAACAACAGCAGUAGCAGUAAGAACAACAACGGAAACAACACCGGCAUGGGCAACGGGUCCAACCGUGAUGGUAGCUCUGGUCCUGGUUCGAUGUCCGGACCAGGUGGUCCCAAAGAUGGUCGGCUGGGUCCAAAGGAUUUUCUGCAUAGCCCGACGUUAAAUUUUCCGCCGUUCUUUAACCAAUCGGACGGUGGUGGUCCGCCGAGGCCGCCGCACUCGCCGCUGUCCUUUCCACACAUGCCGUCGGUUUCGUCGCUGACGCUGACGCCGCCGCACAUGUUCAGUCUGGACUCCCCGCUCGGGCUCUUUCCUCCCGGGAUGGACCCCGGCAAGAUGUACAGUCCCCUGCUGGAAAUGUCCGACCCCCGUGGGAUGCACCACGACGGCCCACCGUUCCAUUUGAAAAAGAAACCGAAGGCGAGCGAGCGGCGGGUGCAUCGUGUAGUGCCAAUUAAAAUUUUCCCCUUCCCCACUACUGUGAUGGACGGCGACGCCGCCGCCGGUAGGGCGUUCUAA
Messenger RNA from Aedes albopictus (Asian tiger mosquito), 4493 nucleotides. Its product is annotated as protein jim lovell-like. The transcript has 4 exons. Bases 2586 to 4493 code for a protein of 635 amino acids. The record is from RefSeq and is a predicted model, not a curated record. Gene Ontology annotation, molecular function: protein binding. Gene Ontology annotation, cellular component: nucleus. Gene Ontology annotation, biological process: regulation of transcription by RNA polymerase II. Lineage: Eukaryota; Metazoa; Arthropoda; Insecta; Diptera; Culicidae.